This is a messenger RNA of Aureobasidium namibiae CBS 147.97, 1284 nucleotides long. RefSeq names its product glutaryl-CoA dehydrogenase-like protein. The transcript has 4 exons. The record is from RefSeq and is a predicted model, not a curated record. The coding region runs from base 1 to 1284 and encodes 427 amino acids. Gene Ontology annotation, biological process: fatty-acyl-CoA biosynthetic process; fatty acid beta-oxidation using acyl-CoA dehydrogenase. NCBI's taxonomy places the organism in Eukaryota, Fungi, Ascomycota, Dothideomycetes, Dothideales, Saccotheciaceae. Gene Ontology annotation, cellular component: mitochondrial inner membrane. Gene Ontology annotation, molecular function: fatty-acyl-CoA binding; flavin adenine dinucleotide binding; glutaryl-CoA dehydrogenase activity.
AUGUUCAAAUCAGUCGCUCGCCAGACAGCAAGACGACUGGGCUCACGAAGCGCUGCUGCUUCAGUCGCUCGUCGCCAUGCUCACACCCCUUCAGCCUUCGAUUGGAAGGACCCGCUGGGUGCAGCCAACAUGUUUACCGAGGAAGAAUUGGCCAUUGCAGAGACAGCCGAGUCUUACUGUCAAGAGCGCAUGCUUCCUCGUGUGCUAGCAGAUGCAUACAGAAACGAAGAAUACGACAGAAAGAUUCUUGAAGAGAUGGGAGAACUGGGCUUGUUGGGUGCUACAAUUCAAGGCUAUGGAUGUGCUGGUGUCUCCUCGGUCGCAUCGGGCCUCAUCACCCGCGCUGUUGAGAGAGUCGACUCUGGUUACCGUUCAGGCAUGUCUGUCCAAUCCUCACUGGCCAUGGGCGGUAUCGACGAGUUCGGCUCUCAGGAGCAAAAAGACAAGUUCCUGCCUCAACUGGCCAGUGGUAAAAUGCUUGGUUGCUUCGGCUUGACAGAGCCCAACCACGGAAGUGAUCCUGGCAGCAUGGAGACCGUGGCCAAGCCUCACCCUACCAAGAAGGGCUACUUUAGCCUGAGCGGAGCAAAGACCUGGAUCACCAACUCGCCAAUCGCAGAUGUCAUGCUCGUGUGGGCAAAGCUACAGGAGACCGGCAAGAUUCGUGGGUUCUUGAUUGAGAGAUCUGAAUGCCCUCCAGGAACCUUGGAGACACCCCCAUUGAAGAACAAGAACGGUCUGAGGGCCUCUCUCACUGGUAUGAUUCAGUUGGAUGAUUGCCCAGUACCAGAAGCAAACAUGUUCCCUCACAUCGAGGGUCUCAGGGGACCUUUCAGCUGUCUCAACGGUGCUCGUUAUGGUAUUGCUUGGGGCACAAUGGGCGCUCUCGAAGAUUGUAUUGCAAGGACGAGACAGUACGCUCUGGAGAGAAAGCAGUUCAAGAACAACCCGAUCGCCAAGUACCAGUUGGUGCAGAAGAAGCUCUCUGAUGCAACCACAGACGCGGCGUACGGUAUUCUUGCGGCACUGCAAGUUGGCCGCCUGAAGGACGAGGGCAAGGCUGCCCCUGAGAUGAUCUCAAUGAUCAAGAGACAAAACUGCGACCGAGCCUUGGUGAAUGCACGAGUAUUGCAGGAAGUCUUCGGAGGAAACGCUGUUAGUGAUGAGUACCACAUUGGAAGACAUGUAGCGAAUCUGUUUGUCACUCAGACAUACGAGGGACAGAGUGAUAUUCAUGCUCUUAUUCUGGGACGCGCAAUCACCGGUCUUCAAGCUUUCUGUUAG